Messenger RNA from Racocetra persica, 330 nucleotides. The record is from the annotation of a GenBank genome assembly. NCBI's taxonomy places the organism in Eukaryota, Fungi, Glomeromycota, Glomeromycetes, Diversisporales, Gigasporaceae.
AUGCCUAUCAAUUAUGCUGAGCAAGAUAGUUCUAGUUCUAGUUCUAGUUCCCGUUUAAGUCGUUCAAGUAACUUGCGGGAUUUGGUUGAGGAUACGAAUUUUAAUAUAAUGAAAAAAAGAAAAGAAAAAUAUGAGUAUUACAAACAAAAAUUUGAUGUUGCAUUAACCUUGUAUAAUCGGGAAAUAGAUAAUUACAAUUUUAUAAAUAAUUUCAAUACUUUGGUUGCGCCGUUUGUAAGUGAAAUAAAUAAAUGUGAAGAAGUUUUACGAGCUCGCAACCAACAAGGUACUUGGACGUCAAAUGGGAAGCUUGCAUUUUGGUUACGUUAA